Amborella trichopoda is the source of this 2079-nucleotide messenger RNA. Its product is annotated as U3 snoRNP-associated protein-like EMB2271. The record is from RefSeq and is a predicted model, not a curated record. Gene Ontology annotation, cellular component: small-subunit processome. NCBI's taxonomy places the organism in Eukaryota, Viridiplantae, Streptophyta, Magnoliopsida, Amborellales, Amborellaceae. Gene Ontology annotation, molecular function: protein binding; U3 snoRNA binding.
CCUCGGCUCUACAUAAACUUUUUCCCCGAAGUUUAUCGCCUCGCAACUCUUUCCCUCUCUCUCAAGGUUUAGGGUUUUACAAGGGAAUCCCUCUCUUCCUCAGUUUCUCUAUCUUCAUUGUAACUCUCUCGGUAUGCCCCAUUUUCUCGAGGUUCAGCGUUUUGGAGCAAUAAGACAUUGAACAUGAAGGAUCGAAAUCGUAAGAGAUCAUCCCUUUCAAAUGGAGCCAGGAAGAAACAGAAGGUUUCUUUUAAGAAAGACUCUUUCUUUGAGUCUGGACCGAAGCGAAAAAAAAAAUCAGAUGAAGCUUUGAUCAGUGAAGAAAGUGAAGAUGAAGCUGGGUUCUCACAAAACAGCGAGGAAGAGGAAUUAGGGCAAGAAAACACUGAAACAGCAGCUGAGAAACGUCUAAUAUAUGCCAAAGAUUAUUUGGAAAGGAUUAGGGAGUUAACAAAGGGACAGGCCGAGGAUGAAGAAGAAGAAGAAGAAGGGAUUGGUCAAGAAACUGAAGCUGAGAGGCUUGGCAAAAGGGAUUCUUUGGUUGCAGAGCUUUUGCAGCAAGAACAACUUGAGGAAAGUGGGCGUACUCGGAGAUUGCUUGCGUCGAGGGUUCAAAAGCCAAAGGCUAUUGAGGAGUUUCAUGUCCUAAAAAGACAUCGGCAGUCUGUGACUGCAGUUUGCUUGGCAGAGGAUGACAAAAAGGGAUUCUCUGGUUCCAAAGAUGGGGCAAUUCUUUGUUGGGAUGUGGAAAAUGGAAAAAGUGAGAAGUAUCAAUGGCCAAACCACGAAACAUUGAUUUCUCAUGGAGCAAAAAACCCUCAAAACCCUUCAAUAAAAUGGAGCAAACAUGUUCUAGCAUUAUCUGUCAGCUCUGAUGGUCGCUAUCUCGCCAGUGGUGGCCUAGAUAGGCAUAUCCAUUUGUGGGAUACUCGUACAAGGGAGCAUAUUCAGGCAUUUCCAGGUCAUAGGGGACCGGUGUCUUGUCUAGUUUUCAGGCAGGGCACUUCACAGCUUAUGUCAGGAUCUUUUGAUCGCACUAUUAAGCUGUGGAGUGCUGAAGACAGGACUUACAUGGACACGUUAUUUGGUCACCAGAGUGAGAUACUAACAAUUGAUUGCCUUUGGAAAGAACGUGUUUUGACUGCUGGUCGUGACAGAACCUUGCGUUUGUUUAAGGUUCCAGAGGAAUCACAAUUAGUCUUCCGGGCACCUAAUGCAUCUAUGGAGUGUGCCUGUUUUGUCAGCAAUGAGGAGUAUCUGUCAGGCUCAGAUGAUGGAAGUAUUGAGCUUUGGAGCAUGCUAAGGAAGAAGCCCACAUGUAUAGUGAAAAAUGCCCAUAGCUUGGACAACCAUCAAAACGAUUUAGAGAAGAAAGAUGGAGUGAUUUCAGAAAAUAACCAUUCCAUGCCAGUAAGCUCCAGUUCAUCAGUGCAGUCGUGGGUCGGAUCAGUUGCACUUUGUCGAGGAAGUGAUCUUGCUGCAUCAGGAGCUGGCAAUGGCAUGGUUCGCUUAUGGGCAAUUAAUAAUGUUAAUAAAAGCAUUCAGCCUUUGUAUUAUGUACCCCUGGUUGGUUUUGCAAAUUCCCUCGCUUUUGCAAAAUCUGGGCGCUUCCUCAUUGCCGGAGUUGGACAGGAACCGCGUGUGGGUAGAUGGGGGCGCAUCCCAUCUGGCCUAAAUGGAGUAGCGAUUCAUUCCAUUAAGCUUGCAGAUUAGGAAUCCAGUUUUUCCAUGAGAAGUAAAAUUUUGGCCGAGUUUUCGUUUUUUUCUGGCUUCCGGAAGAUUAGAAGCAGAUAACCAGUUUUGUAGAGGCUUUUGAUUGUAAAGGUGGAGAGCUUUUGAUUGUAAAAGGUGAGAGAGCAUAUGAUUUCAGCUGUUCUCAUCUAUCGUGUAUUUCAUGAUCUUCCCCUUAUAUGGAUUUUUAGUUUUCUAAUAAUCAUUAUUUAUAUUUCUUUUCAAGCAUGUGAGCAUCCACAGUUUUGAACUUCUAACUGUUCUUUUGGUAGGUAGAAAUACAGUUCCUAUGAGCUUUAGGUUGUAAAAUGGCAGGAAUUUGAAAUUCAGGGCAUAUGUCAGCUGGUG